Portunus trituberculatus (swimming crab) is the source of this 1017-nucleotide messenger RNA. Its product is annotated as RNA-binding motif protein, Y chromosome, family 1 member F/J-like. The record is from RefSeq and is a predicted model, not a curated record. The coding region runs from base 16 to 966 and encodes 316 amino acids. The transcript has 2 exons. Lineage: Eukaryota; Metazoa; Arthropoda; Malacostraca; Decapoda; Portunidae.
GGUGUGUUGUAGCAAAUGAUAACACGAGUUAGUAAUGCGGAAAACCCCACCAGCCUAAGGAAAGAGAAAACCGCCUCCUGGCCUUGGCGAUGCGCAGCGCGGUAUAUAAGGGAGUGCGGCGGCAGCGCAGGGCACAGUCGAAGCUGGUCCCCCACACCUGGUCGACAUGAAGAUCGCGGCUGUAGCAACCGUUAUUGCGGGCUUUGCCUCCUAGCAGUGAGCGGAGAGCCCGAGCCUGAGGCUGCUGCCGGUUUCGUGAGACGGUACCAGCCCGUCAUCGUGCAUAGCGGCUACUACGGUCAUCAUAACCGCUACGGGAGGAGCGCAGAGCCCGAGCCCGAGGCUGACGCCGAGCCUGGCUACGGAUAUUCCAGCUAUGGCCACUCUGUAAGGCAACCCUACUACCCUUCCUAUGGUCUCCGCCACAAGAGAAGCGCAGAGCCCGAGCCCGAGGCUGACGCCGAGCCUGGCUACGGAUAUUCCAACUAUGGCUACUCUGUAAGGCGUCCUUACUACCAUUCCUAUGGUCUCCGCCACAAGAGGAGCGCAGAGCCCGAGGCUGACGCCGAGCCUGGCUACGGAUAUUCCAACUAUGGCUACUCUGUAAGGCGUCCUUACUACCAUUCCUAUGGUCUCCGCCACAAGAGGAGCGCAGAGCCCGAGGCUGACGCCGAGCCUGGCUACGGAUAUUCCAGCUAUGGCUACUCUGUAAGGCGCCCUUACUACUCUUCCUAUGGUCUCCGCCACAAGAGGAGCGCAGAGCCCGAGGCUGACGCCGAGCCUGGCUACGGAUAUUCCAACUAUGGCUACUCUGUAAGGCGCCCUUACUACCAUUCAUAUGGUCUCCGCCACAAGAGGAGCGCAGAGCCCGAGGCUGACGCCGAGCCUGGCUUCGCUCAUGGCAGUUCUUCAAGCUACUACACCCCUACUUACUACUCUCACGGCUAUGGAAGAUACGGUCAUUAAGGCGUUGUCGACUGUCCAAAAAUGUAAACAAAUACGUCAAAUAAAAAACCG